This is a messenger RNA of Phyllostomus discolor (pale spear-nosed bat), 1604 nucleotides long. RefSeq names its product family with sequence similarity 118 member B (gene SIRAL1). Lineage: Eukaryota; Metazoa; Chordata; Mammalia; Chiroptera; Phyllostomidae. The record is from RefSeq and is a predicted model, not a curated record.
AACUUGAUGGCUUCUACAGGGAGCCAGGCCUCUGAUACAGACAACAUUUUUGGAUUCUUCAGUGAUGGCCACCCCCCCGCCAAAAAGCCCAGGAAGCUGCUUCCAAGCUUAAAAAGUAAGAAGCCUCAGGAGCUCGUGCUGGUGAUUGGGACAGGCAUAAGUGCCGCGGUGGCCCCUCAGGUUCCAGCCCUGAAGUCCUGGAAGGGCUUAAUUCAGGCCUUACUGGAUGCUGCCAUUGAUUUUGAUCUUCUAGAAGAUGAGGAGAGCAAAAAAUUUCAGAAAUGUCUCCACGAAGACAAGAAUCUUGUUCAUGUUGCCCACGACCUUAUUCAGAAGCUGUCUCCUCGUACUAGUAAUGUUCGAUCCACGUUUUUUAAGGACUGUUUAUAUGAAGUAUUUGAUAACUUGGAGUCAAAGAUUGAAGACUCUGGAAAACAGCUGCUUCAGUCAGUUCUCCAACUGAUGGAAAAUGGAGCCUUGGUACUGACUACGAAUUUUGACAAUCUCCUGGAGCUGUACGCAGCCGAUCAGGGGAAACAGCUGGAAUCCCUUGACCUUACUGACGAAAAAAAGGUCCUGGAGUGGGCGCAGGAGAAGCGGAAGCUGAGCGUGUUACACAUCCACGGGGUCUACACCAACCCCAGUGGCAUCGUCCUCCAUCCCGCUGGGUAUCAGAACGUGCUCAGGAACGCCGAGGUCAUGAGAGAGAUUCAGAAACUCUAUGAGAACAAGUCAUUUCUCUUCCUGGGCUGCGGCCAGACCGUGGAUGACACCACUUUCCAAGCCCUGUUUCUGGAGGCCGUCAAGCAUAAAUCUGACUUGGAACAUUUCAUGCUGGUUCGGAAAGGAGAUGUAGAUGAGUUCAAGAAGCUUCGAGAAAACAUGCUGGACAAAGGGAUUAAGGUCAUCUCCUAUGGCAAUGAGUAUGCUGAUCUUCCAGAAUACUUCAAGCAGCUCACCUGCGAGAUCUCCACGAGGGGCAGAUCAGGGACGGCGAGAGAAGGUCAGCUAAAUGGUUCGUCCGCAGCACACGGUGAAGUAAGAGACCGUAGCACAUGAGAGGGCUCCAGAAGUCACCGCCGUUAGACCAAGCUCAGAGGCCGUCGUGGACAGUGUUUAACAGUAAACUUACAAGAACCCAGUACAGCUCCUAGAAGAAGCAAACCCCAGGAACUGAAGGCUGGGGCUGCGGACUGUAAGGGGGGAGAGGACGUUCCAACAGCCCUUCCUGCGGCCAGUUCUUGGGCUGUCUCCCCCCCGCCCAGUUCUUGGCCUCAUAUGGCCUGUUCCAGUUUGAGAAUACCGGAGUGUCAGCGGGACCCAGAUGUAGCUCCCCUCCCCACCCCCAGGCCAGCAUACUGCUCAUGUCCGCGCAGGUCAGUGUGGUGCCCACUGAGCAGGCUGUUGCUCAGCAUGAAGGACUUGGGGUAUAGCUGCCAUGGAACUCGCCGUGGCCCUUGUUGCAGUUUUGUACUUUACUUGGUUUUUCAGUGAAGCUUAAUCACUGUUUUUUAAAACAAGACUUGAAGCUCGUUUCUAGACCUUUCAGUGUACAGUAUUUUACUUACCUGAGCUGUAUUAAAAUUGUGUUCAUUUACUUCCCA